AUGCGGGAGGUUUUGCGUUUGAUUCCCAAGUAUGAUCUCAAAUCCUUGUUUCGACUUUUUCUUUUACGCAGAGCACUGAUGGAGAGAGUUGGGUAAGAUGAGUGCAGCAUCGGCCACAGGUUUCUCAGUGCAAUGUGUAUUGGUACAAAUUACCGACGUGAGAUAAGGACCUUUACCUGUACUUUAACAUUGACCGCCAAGCAAACGACAUAAGAGAAAACAAACGCUCAGAUCUGAUCAAGGUCCGGUAAACAGAUUACACUGGAUAGGAUCCCAUACUUUCAAAGGGAAAUAAAACAAAAGAAACCUCCAUAAAACAGAAUGAGAACAAUGAGAACAUCUGUCCAAACUGCGGAUUCGACCAUGAGAGACCACGUCAAAGUGCUCAACCUCCUGAAAAACUUGUACCGCUUUCUUCAAAAAAAGUUAUUUUUCCAAUGCGCAAAGGAAAGAAAAAUGACAAAGAUAAACAAAACGAACCCACGCCAGCUCAUUAGACUCUGACCUCGCAUUUCAGUUACGAAGCGGUAAUCCACGCACAUUCUGCGCACCCACUGUUCAUGUUCUAAUCCAUGGUGAAAACGGAGAAAAGGAAAAAGACUCCGGCCGAUAAGCAAGCAUUCUAGACGGAAAUUCAAGAACCUACAGUCAACUCACCAAAGCAAAACGUAUCACUGCAACCCAGUGACACGAAGCUCUAUGCCAUUGCCCAGAAAAUAAAAGCGCCAUUACAGGAAAUAAAAAACAAAGACCUUAUUCAUCGUUGUCAAGGGAAGCAAGAAGUCUCUCUAAGUCCCGAUACUAUUGUGGAACAAGAAUUAUUGCAGGUACCCAACACAACCAAUACAGAGCGUAAGUCUCCAAUAAAGGACAGUGCCAGUACCAACCAGGACCCUGCAGAGAAUUACUGCGUCUCAGCAAAUCCACUUUUGACUUCCGAGUACAAGUUCAAGGACGGUUUGUCUGAUCCGGGCAAAAACAAGAAAAUCAUGGCAAAGUUAAUAGUAAAUAAAGGCGUAACUCCUAUUGCCCUUAAACUGGAAAAAAUUCUCGAGCCUAAAAGGCACGAAGUAGGAACAAAGAUUUCAUUACUUUCGAGUUCUCGUCAGGCUAUGAAAAACAAUGUAUGAAAUUUUCUCCCUUAAAACAUUAAUUAAAUUGAAAAAUUGUUGAUACAGCAGGUUUGCAAUUUUCCAAAUUAUAUAAAUUUAACCAUUACAGAAAUGCGCGAACAAAGCAAACUUGCAGAGUUUUAAGCUCAAAACCUUUUGUGAGCUUAGUGUUUGCAAAGCAAUAAAGCUUGAGAUGAACAAAGUGCACAAACUUAUUGUUCCGAGGGCGGAUCAAGAAGUUCUGUCACUUAACCUAUAUCUCCCAUAGUUCACCUGCAAUUUCAAGAAUUACAGUCACAUUGCCUCAAAGCAUCUUCCCUCGACUUCUAUACAUCGUUGCAUCCUCAUCCUCCACUUCUGAAAGCAUUCUCGGUACUCUGAAUCAGGUAUGGCCCUCAUAUCUGAAUGCACAGCUUUAGCAAGGUCUUGGGUCCUUGAAAAAGGUUUCCCAGCAAGGGCAGAUUUGAAUUUUGGAAAGAGCCAGAAAUCGCACGACGCCAAGUCGGAUGACUAUGGUGGAUGUUCCAUCAAACGGAUACCAUUGUCAUCAAGGUACGUCUGUGUGAUGCGAGCUUUGUGA
Molecule: messenger RNA, 1692 nt
Organism: Porites lobata
Lineage: Eukaryota; Metazoa; Cnidaria; Anthozoa; Scleractinia; Poritidae
Source: the annotation of a GenBank genome assembly